CUGCCACAAAGUGACCGCACACUCUCCACUGCCGGAGCGCUGAAGUACCGCAACAUAUACGAGGGUGUUGAGAGGCGGCAAGCGUUUCCAAAGGGUGCGUCGUUUCAGAUUUUCGAGUGGGUCUCAAGACUAACCAGAACAAUGGCGACACUUUUCCACGACGUCGAGGCUGCCCGUCUGCUCCUGCCCGGCCUGACAGUCGGCCGGCUCCUCGACGGCGCCCUCGCCCUCUUCUUCGUGCGGCUGCUGCUCGCCAUGGCCGCUCACCCGCAUAUGCUGCUUCCGCGGUACGGCCGCACCCACCGCCUCACCGGCUCGCUCCUGCUCCUUUACCUCAUGCUCGGCCUGGCCGACGUGCGGCUGACUCCGCUCCUCCGCCUCCGCGGCGCAUACGACGUCGGCCUGUCGCUUCUCGGCUUGGCCACCGCCUUCUCCGCUGCACGCGACUUUGGCUCUGCGCGGGUCCACCUGCGCGGCUCCGAGGCGUCCGGCAUUCUCGACGAGAAGGCGACGGUGAGCCGGAGCGAGAUGCUGGAGCACUGCUUCUACCAGCUUCUCAACCUCUGCCAGGUCGGCUUCCUGUACGCCUCAGCCGCGCUCCCGCACAGCCGCGCCGCGCGCACGGCGCUCGCCGCCGCGCUGCUGCUGCCGUGGCUGGCGCGGAGCCGCUUCCCGGUCAACAGCUUCUCGGCCAACUACAAGACGCCCGGCGUCGGAGGCACCACGCCGCUGAUCCGCUUCCUCUACCGCUUGAAGAAGUGGCAGUACCUGCUGUACAAGCACUUCCUGCUGCACGGGCUCAACGUCAGCGUCGCGAUGGGAGGAGGAGGAGGAGGAGGAGAGGGCGCGGCGCUGGUGGGGACGGCGCACUUCAGGCUGUACUGGCUCUGCCUGAACGUUGCUUACGUCUGCGAGUUCUUCAUGCAGACGCUGGUCAAGCGAGGCUACAUGAGCCAGCGGUGGAUGCUGGUGCUGCAGCAGACGCUGAUGCUCGUCAGCACGGCCGCGGCGCUGCAGGUGCUGCAGGCGGUGCGACCCCUUCCCGCGGUGCUCUCCUUUGCGCUCAACUUUCUCCGCCGCGGCCGCGAGGUGAGCAACGGUUGUAUAGUGAUUGGCGCGGCGGCGGCGUUAGAGUCGCUCGAGCGGUCACAAGGACGAGGCAACUGAUCACAGUUCCACACAUUCGCAUGCACCGUCUUCUUGUGUUGACGAUUGAUCUCGUUGCACACACGUACAAAUUAGAAGAAGGUGCGCCGCAC
Emiliania huxleyi CCMP1516 is the source of this 1259-nucleotide messenger RNA. RefSeq lists its product as hypothetical. NCBI's taxonomy places the organism in Eukaryota, Haptophyta, Isochrysidales, Noelaerhabdaceae. The record is from RefSeq and is a predicted model, not a curated record. The transcript is spliced from 6 exons. Bases 142 to 1167 code for a protein of 341 amino acids.